Molecule: messenger RNA, 669 nt
Organism: Malus domestica (apple)
Lineage: Eukaryota; Viridiplantae; Streptophyta; Magnoliopsida; Rosales; Rosaceae
Source: RefSeq, a predicted model, not a curated record
AUGGCCGAUAAGGCACUACAGCGAUAUAUGACCAAUAUAAGUAGAUCACAUUUCACAGAUGAGAUCGAGCAGGCAAAGCCUCCACGUAAGUUUAGCAUGCCACAUUUUACAUCUUUCAAAGGAGAUGAAUAUCCGGAGAGGCACUUGAAGCAUUAUCGAAGCACGAUGAUCCUUUAUCGAAGCAACGAUGCCCUUAUGUGCAAAAUCUUCUCCACUACUUUACAAGGCGAAGUGCAAGAUUGGUUUCAUACCUUGCCACCACGAUCUAUUCGAAGUUUUGAUGAUCUUUCCUUGGUUUUCACUAAAGAAUACUCAUCAUACCGCUCGAUCAAGAAAAAGUCUGACUACUUGUUCAACGUGAAGAAAAACCCAAAUGAGUCAUUCCGUGACUACGUGAAAAGGUUCAAAGCGGAGAAAACGAAGAUCGUCGAAUGCGACGACUUGAUAGCAAGUGCAACUUUCCAAAAAGAACUCCCAGCAAACCACCCAUUGUUCGGAGAAAUGAUCAUGCAAGAAGAUAUAACUCUAGCAGACUUAUUUGCUCUAGUAGAAAAGCAUGCACUUUGGGGCGAGGCUCGGCUAGCAAAGAAAGCACCCGAGCAGCCUCGAAAAGAGUCGGUAGUGGCUCAAAGGAAGAAGGACGGGAAACAUUCCAACAAAAGCAGGUAG